Molecule: messenger RNA, 8814 nt
Organism: Anolis carolinensis (green anole)
Lineage: Eukaryota; Metazoa; Chordata; Lepidosauria; Squamata; Anolidae
Product: zinc finger protein 318
Exons: 11
Coding region: 16-8196 (2726 amino acids)
Biological process (GO): negative regulation of DNA-templated transcription; positive regulation of DNA-templated transcription
Cellular component (GO): nucleoplasm
Molecular function (GO): nucleic acid binding; zinc ion binding
Source: RefSeq, a predicted model, not a curated record
AGCGUCCCUGCGCGCAUGCGCGUGGAGAGCGGCCUGUGGGAAGGGGAACGGCCGGUUGGGAGAAGGGAUGGAGGCGUGAGGGAAGCCUGCCUUUUGCCUCGCCGGACUGUUUGCCUCGCCAUGUUCCGCGCCGGCAGCAGCGGGCUGCCGAGCAUGUCCUCGUCGUUGUCCUCCAGCCGGGCCAAAGAGAGCGGCAGCAGCAGCAGCUCGGGCUCCCGCUCGUCCCGCUCGGGGCCCUCCCGAGGCCGCAGCCCCCCGCGCCGCUCGCCUUCGCCGCGGAGCCGCACCAGCCGGCGCCGCCACCGCUCCCGCUCCCGCUCCCCCUCCGGAAGCCGCGCCUCUCGACGCUCGCCUUCCCCGCGCCGCAGCAGCCGGAGAUAUUCCCCGGGACGACGCUCUCACUCCCCAGGCCGACGUUCUCGCUCCGCGGGACGGCGCUCUCGCUCCCCGGGACGGCGCUCUCGCUCCCCGGGACGGCGCUCUCGCUCCCCGGGACGGCGCUCUCGCUCCCCGGGACGGCGCUCUCGCUCUCCAGGACGGCGCUCUUGCUCCCCACGCCGUUGCUCUCACUCCCCACGCCGCCGCUCCCGUUCGCCAGGACAGCGUACUCGUUCUCCAGGACAGCGCUCUCUAAGUCGACACUCUGAAUCUUCAGUGGAACAGAACUUGCAAAUCACAGUUGGCAAUGACCGUUAUGGCAUUGACACACCUGAGAGAAAGAGGCUAUGUGAUAGACUAGGCUCGCCAGUUGAUAGUUUGAGUGAUGUGGACAGGGAUGACUUGGCUGAUGGUCCAAUAUUUAGCAGGAGUCUUUCACGUUCUCAAAGCCUUGAGCGAUAUCCCUCCCGUGAAGAAAAUCUUUCUAGUCCUUUUCAUAUGAGACAUGAUGAAGAUUAUCACAGUAGGGAUGUUUUUGUCCACCAGCUGGGCUAUGGCAUAAACUAUGAGCAUCUACAGGAUAAACACAGAGAAACUGAUCGAGAUGGUGAAAUGCUUAGAAAACCUUUAUAUUCAUCAGGAGAUAGAGGAAGAGAGACAAAGCAUCCCCGAUAUGAUAGAGAUGACAACCUGCUUGAUGCAAGUGUAAAGACUCAAGGUUUCUUACCAGGCAUGCGAAACUACCGUAAACGAAGUUUUAGUAGAAGCCCAAGUCCAUCAUAUGUAGACAAAUAUUUCCAUGAGCUUGAAAGUGUUAGGAGAAGAAAGGAAAAGGAGGAGCUAAGCAGAAAUUUGAUUCGGGAAGUGCCUGGCAAUGGCUACACAAUGCCUAGCUCAAGUAAUCCUGUACAGUCUUCUGAACCCCGAUACCUUUAUAGACCUGAUGAUGCACCAACAAUGCCUAAAAAAUCAAUCUUAAAGAAACGUGUGGAAGAACCUUCUGUGCAGCCUGAAGUCUUUCCUAGCAGUUCUGUCAAAGAGCCGCCAUUUCUUUCAAAUCCUUCUUUACCGCAGCAUAGCAGCAUUCCUGCAUUUGCUCUGGAAGUGGAGAAUUUCCUCAAACGGUUCAACAAAAAUGCAGUUGCAGAGUCGGCUACUAAUAAGACUUCUCAGGGAUCUUUGCAUGACUGGCAACCACUCUCUGAGCAACAGCAAAAUGCUUCUCCAUUUGAACAGAACUCAGGCAGUUUUUUAUCACAGAAGGACCAUCACGAGUCAGUAUUAGAACCUGCUGACCCACAGUCUGACUUCUUGCUCCCUCAUGAAAAAGCCAGCCAGGAUGGGAGUGGCUUUUCACGCAUUUUGAGCAUGAUGGCAGAUUCUACCAGUACUCAAGAAAAAAGAAGGCGCAGCUUCCCUGAUGACAUUGAGAAUGAAGAGAAAUUUCUUUAUGGCAAUGAUGAUGAUGAUGAAGAUUCCAACAUUACUUCCGCCAGUACUCAAAAACUAACACCGAUUGAUGUUAAAGAGCCUGUGCAGCCGAAAGUAAGUUUUCCACCUCCAGCAGUGAAGCCAGACACUUCAGAAGAAUCUCGGCCGGAAUACGAGAAGAUUCAUGAUUUGCUCAAAACUAUUGGUCUUGAGAUUGGAGUGGCUGAAAUUGGCAAGCUAGCUGCCCGCACUCAGGAACGACUCCAUGGGAAAAAGACAUCUCAUUCUCCUGAUUGCUAUUCAGUAGCUUCUCAUAAACCGGAAUUUCGGGAAAUUCACCGCAGUAGAAGCAAUACUCAUUCUCCAGAGCCAAGUCAAAAGUGUUCUCUUUCACCUUCUAGCUCUUUCCCACCAUCUACAGAUUUGUCCUCUGUUUCAGUAUCUGAUCACACUAAAAAUAAAGGACAGGAUAAUCUUGCUGGCACAUUGGAUCGUUCGAUUCCCCCAAUACCAGUAAUUCCAUCAGCUCCACCUUCUCUUCCUAAUUUGUCUCCUUCUACCUCUGUUUCCCAGUAUAAUGUUUCACGCUUUCCGCCAUUCACUCCAACUCAGUUAUCUCAAAACUAUCCAUCUCCUACAAUGCCACCUCCUGGCUAUGAUGCAUAUGGGCACUAUAUGGCUUAUGCAGCUUCUGGAUGGCCCAUGUAUCCUCAGCAGGCUCAGAAUGAACCUGCACAUUCUGACGUACAUGGACUUGUCACGCUGACAGCACCACCAAAUCCUUCACGACCCAACCUUAGGGUUAUUGAGACAAUUUCCACGACCAAAGGGACUCCUGAAAUGAGGAGAGAUGAGUCUGUGCUUGUGCAAAUCCCUACUGCCACUUCUUACUCCAAAAUGCAGCCUCAGUCCUCUCAGCCUUCUUUCAAAACUGUCAAGGAAAGACUAUCUGAUGAAAGAAAUCGAGCUUCUCAGAAGCAAAAAGUAAUAGAGGAAAGAGAGAAGUUGAAGGCAGAACAAGAUGCACGACAGAAGAAGCUGCAUUAUCUUAGGACGGAGUUAAAUAGGCUCUCAAAGCAGCAAGGGGAAAUGCUGCGGAAGAAACGCAGGGAAAAAGAUGGACACAAAGACCCUUUGCUAGUGGAAGUAAACAGACUACAAGAAAACAUCAUGAAGGAGAUUGAUCAACUGAAAAUGAAUGCUGAUGCUGCAGAGAAAAAACAAUCUGAGCUUGACAAGGUAGCUCAGAUCCUGGGGAUUAAUAUAUCUGAGAAAUCCCGAAAAUUAUCUUCAGAAAAUAAAGACCUUUCAGAAAAAAACAAGUCAGAAAAUGCAAAAAAUCAGGAGAGAACUUCUGGCUCAAUCAAGGAAUCUAAAACAUCUCAUGAGAAGCCUCAGUCUAAGAGCCCCAAACCUACUGACUCCUCUUCACAACCAUCAAAGCAGCAUCUCCAGGCGACCAGUAUUUAUGACUACUAUGAUACAGGGAAUCAUUGGUGUAAGGAUUGCAACACCAUCUGUGGGACCAUGUUUGAUUUCUUCACACAUAUGCAUAAUAAGAAGCAUAGGCAGACCCUGGAUCCAUACAACAGACCAUGGGCUUCAAAGAUUGAAAAUGAAACAAAACAGGACAUUACAAAGCGCAUUGACAAAAUACCUGUUCCUGCUAAAGGUUGUGAAUUUCUAAUCCCAAUCACUGGAUAUUACUGCCAGCUCUGCCAUGAAUUUUUUGGAGACCAGAUAUCUGCAGAACAACAUAUGAAAAGUCACCCACAUAAUGAGAAAUAUAUGAAACAUAUUGAAGAAAAUCCACUCUAUGAAGAAAGAAGGAACCUGGAUCGUCAAGCAGGGUUGUCUGUGAUUCAAGAAACAGAACGGAGACUGAAACGGAAACAGAGUGAAAAACAAAAGGAUGAAAAAUAUGAAAAAACAGCAAAAACACCAAGGAAAGAGGAACUAAAGAGUGUCAAUGAGCUAGGAGAUGGAAAUAAGGAAUAUGAUGCUAAUAAAAAGAGAGAAGUUCCUAGUGGCCAAAAAAGUGGAAUUAAACUUAGGUUAAAGAAGGAUGACAAAGAAAUUGUGAAAAAGGAAGGGAAAAAAGAGGACUCGCCACAGGAAUCAAAGGUAUCGUCUUUUGGAAAGUUCAGCUGGAGGAAGACCGAGAAAGAGGAAAAAAAUCAAGUUAAAGAUGUGGAUCUUUUAAAGGAAGAAAGUACCGAGGAAUGCAAAGAUAAAGACAGUAAGUCCCAGUCUGGAAAAUCAAAUUCAAAGCCCAUUGCAAUUAAGUUGUCUGGGAAAACUGUUAUCCCACACACUAGUACCUGGACACCAGUUGUUUCAACUUCAUCACAAGCAAAAAUCAAACCCAAUUUGCCAGUCCCCACAAUGGUUCUUAGGAAGUCUGCAACUACAACAGUAAAUAAGCCAGCUCCUUUAAACACUUUUCUGUCUAUAAAAUCUUCUGGUGCCAGCAACAAGCCACUUCCUUUUGUUAAAGAAGGGAACCAAGAAGUUGUUCUAGCUCCAGAUAUUAUUUCAAAAGCGUUUGGGGGAGAAGUAGUUGACUUAAAAGGUUCACAAGAAGAUGCAAAGACAGCAGAACAAGUAGAGGACAAAGAGCUUGAAAGUGUGAAAAAGGCCAUAGCACAUGCAAAGGGUUUGGAAGAGGCAAAGAUGAGUGCAAUAAGAGCACAGCUGGAGGAGGCAGCUGCUUUGGCUCAAGCAAAGGCCAAGGAAUUUGCUAUAGCAAAGCAAAGAAUGAUAAGAAUGGCAAAGAAAAAUGAGCAGUCUUUAAUUUUUGAAAGAUCAAAACAGCAUCGUCCUUUUCUUUCACUCCCAGCAGGACCACUACGGCCACUAAGUCAACAACUACAAUCUCCAGUAUUAUAUCUCCUUCCAUCCUUCCCACCACCAAAGCAGGCGGUUAUCUUGGCAGAUGAUUUGGCUCCUGGUGUUUCUGAAGAUGAUAAAAAUAUACUGGCAAUGCCCAUGUGUCCCCGCCCUUUACCACCUCCAAAUAUUUUUAGGAACCAUACCCAAAAAUUAGAAAAAAAGAAUACUUCCUUGGCAGCAGGCAAUGCUCAAGACUUAUAUGACGUCUUCUACAACAGCACUGUGAGGAGUCCAGCUGACAGCAAGCUUGUAAAUUCCUCAAAUUCAGAUAAAGGGAAAUUUAAUUCUGUUGAGAAAGAGAGAAAAAAUGACAUGCUGGCAAGUUCCAAAGUAGGAGACAGCUCUUCAGGACAACAGUCUUCCCAUAAUGUAUGCAGCUCUUCAAGCGAUCCCAAAAACCCCUUAGAUGGAGAGGCAUUAGAAAAAGAGAAACCAAAAACUGAGGAAGUGUUGGCAGUCUGUGAAGAAAGUUCUAGCAUUGAUAGGAAAUCAGACAAUAUCCCUUUUUCAGACACUCAGUCUGUAUUUGGGAAUAAGAAAGCUCCAGAAUAUAAUGUUAUCUUAGCAAGUGACCCUCUUUCCUUUCAAAAGGACAUAGUGAUGGGAGCUUCUACUCUGACUGACUCUAGCAAGAAGUCACCCCAUCCUGAAAAAGCAGAAUUUGUUGCACAGGUGUCAGAAAAUAAUACUCCUGUUUUGGCAAGUGAUAGCAAGAAGCCACCAGAGCUUGCAAAAACAGUGUCUGAAUCUUCUGGUGGUAACACAUUGACUAUGCAGUUAGAAGACACCAUUGGACUUCUAGAAGGUAUUAACAUGAAGCCAUUAAAAUGUGAGACAUCAGAAGUAGCCAUGGAAACUUCAGAAAGCAGUGUUUUACCUUUGAAGGUUGAUAAUAAAAUGUCAUCAGAGCUCAAUAUAGCUGAAUGUCAAUAUCCUGAUGAUAACAAGUUAACCAUACAGUUGCUAGAAAACAUUGCUGUACCUGUGGAAAAUGUUAACAUGAAGUUAUUGGAAUGUGAGACAUCAGAAAUAGUAACACCCUUUUCAGAAAACAAGGCUUCUGUUUUGGAAGUUAAUUUGAGCAAACCAUUAGACAUUGAGCAACCAGAAUUUGAAUGUAAUGAUAGCAAGUUUGCCAUACAGUUAUCAGAAAACAUUGCACCUGUAGAAGAUGUUAGCAUAAGGUCAUUAAAAUGUGAGGCAUCAGAAAUAAUUAAGCAGUUUUCAGAAAGCAAUGCACCUUUGGAAUGUGAUAACAAGAAGCCAUCAGAGCUUGAGAUAGCAGAGUUUAAGUGUCCUGAUGAUAAAGAGUUAGGAAUGCAAUUAUUAGAAAACACUGUUGCUCUGGCAGAAGAUUUGAGCAAGAAAAAAACAGAGCUUGAAACAGCAGAAUUGGCAGUGCCAUUGCCAGAUAGUGAUGCUACUACUUUGGAAGAACUUCCCAAGAAUCCACUGGUACCUGAGACUGUAGAGUUUAAAUCUGCAGAUAAUUUUGCUAUGCCAUUGUCAGAAGACAGGCUUGCUCCUUUAGAAGAUGCUAUCAUGAAAACAACAGAAUUUGAGAUGGAGGAAUUUAGUUCUUCUAAUGAAAAAGAGUCAGCAGUACAAUUGCCAGAAAAAGACAGUGAUUUUAAUAAGAAACCUAUAAUGAGAUAUGAUAAUGUAACAAAUUGUAAAGACACUGAUGGGAAGCUACAAGACCAGCAGAAUAUGGGAGGUUGUGAUAAGUCCAAGUUAGAAAAUAAUGACAGUGAUUUGGAAAUGAAAGCAUCUGUGACAAGUUCAGGAGAGAGAGAUUCAGAAAUAAGAGAUCCAGAAUCAGCAGAACAUCCUUUUGUACCGAAUCGGGGAGACAGUCCAAAGUUAUUUGAACUGCAAAUUGAGGCUAACAAAGAAGGAUCUGUUAGAAUAGAAGGCAAGCAAAAUGCUGGAACCUCUGAAGUCAUAGCUUCUACUUCAGUUUCAGAUGUGCAAAAUGAACUGGUCUGGAAUUCAUGUUUAAAAGGGAAUGAGGAAGACCUACAAAUCAUAGUAACAGAUCAAACUUUUUCGAAAGAACCAUUACUUAAUCUAAAAGUAGAUACUGUGAGAUUUGAUAAGCUUGAAUUAGCAACAGCCAGUGAUGAAAUUCCUCAGACUUCUGAGAUUGAAAACUUAGAUACAGAAUAUAAUCUUUUAAAUAAAGGUGACCCAGAUUCUUUCCAUUCUAACAGAGAACAAGAAUUGAUGGUUAGUUCUCAAACAAAGGAUGAUAAAAGGUUUUAUGUUGAUGGUCCAGAAUUAGGAAAGAUACCAAAUGAAUGCCUUACUAAUGUAGCAUUGAUAAGUAAUAUACUAGAGAAACAUGAAGAAAUAAAUCAGCAGCCAGUAAGUGGUGAAGGCAAGUGUCUUCAAAGUGAGGAAGUUUUGAGGAGUAUUUCUUCAACAAAUGACGGUGUACCUAGUUCCAGUGUAGAAUUCAUAUGUAUUAAAAAUGAUACGUAUGAAACUUUAAGCUCUGACACGGAAUUAAAUGGCAAUGGGGAGAAUAGUGUUGCAGAAACAGAAAAUGUGAGUUCUUCCAAUGUUCAUUCAGAAACUGUCCAAGAAUCGUUAGAUGCUCUUUCGACAGAAAUUAAUGUUGGGCCUCUUGGAGAUGGCACCCUUACCUUUACAGAUAUUAACACUGGAGUCUUAAAUACACCAGCAGUUGGUGACUUUGACUUGAAUUCCACUUGCUCAGCAAUUGGCUUUCAUCAGUCUACAACCCUUACUCUGAAUUUAAAUAUAGAAAAUGAGAGAGACUCUCCAAAAUCUGAUGAAAUAAAGCCUUCUGACACCCAUAGACUGAAAGCUGGUCUGGACUCCAUCAAUUUCAGGCUGGGGGAUAUUGAAAUGGAACAUGAACCCUUAGGUAUUCUACCAUCUGAAAUUCUAAAUGAGGAUAUUGUAGAUAGCCCAAAGUUAGAAAUGGUUCCUCCAAUUUCUUUGGAAUCUAGCAAAACUACUGAGUUGGACAUUGACCGACUGGUAGUUGAAUCAGAAAUGAAUGAUUUUGUUGCAUUAACCUCUGGAGAGGAAGAGGGUAAGUUUUGUCCUUUGCUUUCUGGUGUAACAGCCCCACAUGUGGUUUUUCCUUCAUCAGCAAAUAAUGUGAAUGCUAAACCAAAUACAUCACUUCUUGAAAUGCAGGACAAGCCUCCAAUUUCUGAAGUGCUAGAAGAAAAUAUUGGCAAAUAUUGCACUGAUGAUAUGCUGCCAUUGAGUUGUGAUGAAAAAGAUAUGCAAAGCCAAGUGUCCAUGUACAUGGACACUCUCCUUCCAGAUCUAAAAAAAACGCCUGUAGAAGUGGGGGACUUGUGUGAUAGUGAAUUGUACAAUGCCGAGAAUGAGACACAGAUAUCUGAAGUUGAACUCAUCAAAACAGAGGAAGAAAAUAAUGACAUUUCAUGUGAAGUUGCCACUAAGUUGACUCCAGAAGUUACUGAAGGUUCAACAGAGCACCUGCUUUUGUAAGUAACAUUCCAAGUGCAACACUGACAAGCGCAUGGACACAUGUUCAGACCUUGAGGAGAAUGAAGGCUCAUUGGUGAAGGAUUUAAGCAGUUGUCUUUGAAAUGUUAUGCCUAUUUUGUGUUGAAAAAUGUAAAAUGCAUGAAAAGUCCUUGCAUUUUUCAUGAUGCAGAAGAUUGUUCUACAUUAUUAUUUGUCAUUAUGUGUUGAAUUGAAUCUGUAACCAAGACUGUAAUGCCAUAUUGUAUAAAACUUCGUAUGGAAAACAUCUCGCUGAGCAAAGAAGAAAAACCUAACUCUUUGGAGAAGAUAACUGCUUGGUAAGACUGGCUCCACACCUGGACUCUGUAUAUUGAGGUCACAUGAUUUGAAAUCACAUUUCCUUGCACUAUUUUGUGAUACAGUAACUGUUUGUGUUAAAUUGUUUAGCAGCUGCCCACCACAGAAGGAACAGAAGAUGGGAUUCACUUCAUGUAACCAGACAUUACAAACCUGAAUGAUUCCUCUGAGCCACAAAAUACUGUUGUGUGAAGGUUUCACUUAUACAGCCGGUCAAGAUAUGCAUUAAAUAUUGCAUGGAUUUAUCUGUAAAUCUAAAAUAAAUAAUAAUUAUGACAUGGA